AUGUUCCGUCCACAACUGCUUAGAAGAUUAAGCACCCAAACAGCCGCAUCUGCCUUGAGAACAAGAACUUCUACCUUACCAAAUGGGUUAACUGUUGCUUCUGAAGUUUUGCCAAGCACUUCUACCGCGAGUGUUGGUAUUUUCGUAGAUGCAGGUUCAAGAGCCGACACAAAUAAAAAUAGUGGGACAGCUCAUUUUUUAGAACAUUUGGCCUUUAAAGGUACUAAAAAUAGAACACAGACAGGUAUUGAGUUGGAAAUUGAAAAUAUCGGUUCUCAUUUAAAUGCCUACACUAGCCGAGAAAAUACAGUUUACUAUGCUAAAUCUUUAAAGGAGGAUAUUCCAAAGGCCCUAGAUAUUUUAAGUGAUAUUUUAACCAGAUCAGUUUUAGAUCCAAACGCCAUUGAAAGAGAAAGGGAUGUAAUUAUUAGAGAAAGUGAAGAGGUUGAUAAAAUGUAUGAUGAAGUGGUAUUUGACCAUUUACACGAAAUUGUUUUCAAAGGUCAACCUUUGGGCAGAACAAUUUUGGGACCAAUUAAAAAUAUUAAAACUAUCCAAAGAGACGACUUGAAGGACUACAUCCAAACAAAUUAUAAAGGUGAUAGGAUGGUAUUAGUAGGAACUGGUGCAGUAGACCACGAUAAAUUAACAACAUAUGCUCAGAAAUAUUUUGGACAUUUGCCUAAAUCUGAAAAUUCUGUUCCCUUAGGAUCACCUCGUGAUAAAUUACCCGUUUUUUACGGUAGUGAGCGUAAAUUAGAAGACCUGACUUUGCCUAACACACAUAUUGCCAUUGCUGUAGAAGGUGUUUCUUGGUCUGCUGCUGAUUAUUUCACUGCAUUGUGCACACAAGCUAUUAUUGGUAAUUGGGAUAGAGCCAUGGGUGCUGGUACAAAUUCACCAUCACCUUUAGCUGUUGCAGCUGCAUCUGGUAACUCUGCUUUAGCCAACUCUUAUAUGUCUUAUUCCACUUCAUAUUGCGAUACUGGUUUGUGGGGGAUGUAUAUUGUCUUGGAUUCUAACGAGCAUAAUGCCAAACUGAUUAUAGAUGCAGUUUUGAAGGAAUGGAAAAGAAUCAUAUCUGGUAAUGUAUCUCAACAAGAAGUAGAUAGAGCAAAGGCACAAUUGAAAGCUAGUUUAUUGCUAGCUUUGGAUGGUAGUACCGCCAUAUUGGAAGAUAUCGGUAGACAAAUGGUUACCACCGGUAAAAGAUUAUCACCUGAGGAAGUCUUCAAUCAAGUGGACAAAAUAACGAAGGAUGAUAUUGUUACUUGGGCCAACUAUAGAUUAGUAAAUAAGCCCAUUUCAAUGGUGUCUUAUGGCAACGUUAAAACAGUUCCCUCUAUUGAAUACAUGAAACAAGUUUUAAAUACUUAG
This is a messenger RNA of Saccharomycodes ludwigii, 1377 nucleotides long. RefSeq names its product mitochondrial processing peptidase (gene MAS1). Gene Ontology annotation, molecular function: metal ion binding; metalloendopeptidase activity. Gene Ontology annotation, cellular component: mitochondrion. The transcript has a single exon. The record is from RefSeq and is a predicted model, not a curated record. The coding region runs from base 1 to 1377 and encodes 458 amino acids. Lineage: Eukaryota; Fungi; Ascomycota; Saccharomycetes; Saccharomycodales; Saccharomycodaceae.